AUGCAUUACACUUUCAUCACUUUUGGAGUGUUCGGAGCGGUUCUUUUUCUAGUGUGUAGUGAGGCGGCUUUUGCAAAACUGACUAAUGCUAAAUGUGAGUCAUAUAACCAGUCGUGGGUGUCAAUUCACUACUGUCGCCUCAAAGCUUAUUCCCGAAAUAAGACUAGCUUGAAUGUAAAUCUUACACUUUCUGAGCCAGCCUACAACAUAUUCCUUCAUUUGAAGAUGCUGAAGAGGGCCAACGGCUACAAGCCGUUCCUAUUCGAUUAUAACUUCGAUGCCUGCGAGUUCAUGAGAAGGCGAAAUCAACCGGUGGCCAAGAUAGUCUGGAACUUGAUCAAAGAUGUGUCCACGGUGAACCACACUUGCCCCUAUAUGGGCUUGCAGGUGCUAAGUGAUUUCCACUUGAUUGACAUUCCACUUCCGCUGCCGACAGGAGAAUACCUACUCUUAAUGGACUGGUUCUUUGAUGGUAAGCCGCAGUUCGCUUCAAAUGUUUAUUUUGCAUUUAAGGAGGAUUUCACGACAAGCUCUUCAAGACACGGAUAA
Drosophila biarmipes is the source of this 549-nucleotide messenger RNA. RefSeq lists its product as uncharacterized. NCBI's taxonomy places the organism in Eukaryota, Metazoa, Arthropoda, Insecta, Diptera, Drosophilidae. The coding region runs from base 1 to 549 and encodes 182 amino acids. The transcript is spliced from 3 exons. The record is from RefSeq and is a predicted model, not a curated record.